Gongylonema pulchrum is the source of this 795-nucleotide messenger RNA. Lineage: Eukaryota; Metazoa; Nematoda; Chromadorea; Rhabditida; Gongylonematidae. The record is from the annotation of a GenBank genome assembly.
AGUUGUGCUGAUUCUCCGUUUUUAUCGUCACUGAUUCAGCACUAUCUAGUAAUGGCCAAACAAUAUAUAAAAGAUAUGACAGUGGCAGAUUUCGCGAAGGAAAAUGGUUUCAUGGAAAGCCAGAUCCCGAUGACUCAAGCAUUCGCACCGGGUCCAUCAUCAGCAGCCCCGGUGUUGCUUCAGAGGAAUCGCCAAGAGAGAGUUAUCGAUGUGGGAUCGUCAAUGGCCGGGACAUCUACAAGGAAAAGAGUGAAAAAAUCUAUUGACAAACUAUGUAAAAAUAGGAAAAUGUCUCGAAUCGAUGAAGAACCUGGUACUGAGGCUGCAGGUAGCAGCACAGACAUUUGCUUGACCACGACAUCGAGAGCUGUGGAUGUGGCUUGUAACACACACUUGCCUUCGACAGCGGGAACUGCAGAUGCGGCUUGUAACACAGACCGGAUUCCUGUAGUGGAAACUGCAGAUAUGGGUUGCAAUACGAACCCGCUUCCUGCAGUAAAAACUACAGAUGUGGCUUGUAACACGGAAGCGGUGAUUUCCUCUGGAGAGGCUCAAAUAUCGUCUUUCCGCGAAACAACCGAUGAAGAAAUGGAGGAGGCUGAGAUUCAAAGUGAUCGCCAAAAGAUGCGACUGUGCAGUGAGCAUAGCGAAGUGGAUAUGCCGGAGAUGAUCGACCAUGGUGUCCAAGUGGAACUUUUAGCCGGAAGUGAUAUUCAGCAGGGAUCCGCGCUACAUCCUACGGAGAUUCUAGCGCAUGUAGAAGCAGCUGUAAAUGCAUUCCAUAACAGAAGUUAG